Molecule: messenger RNA, 7791 nt
Organism: Panicum virgatum (switchgrass)
Lineage: Eukaryota; Viridiplantae; Streptophyta; Magnoliopsida; Poales; Poaceae
Product: putative 1-phosphatidylinositol-3-phosphate 5-kinase FAB1D
Exons: 14
Coding region: 804-5675 (1623 amino acids)
Biological process (GO): phosphatidylinositol phosphate biosynthetic process
Cellular component (GO): endosome membrane
Molecular function (GO): ATP binding; 1-phosphatidylinositol-3-phosphate 5-kinase activity
Source: RefSeq, a predicted model, not a curated record
AUGUUUGCAAAACGCGACCUCCGCGCAGACAUGCUCCGCUUCACGGGAUCAACGCUCCCCAGAGCCGACGCCCCCGCCAAUCCUCCAUAGCCGAGCCUGGCCCUUCUCUCCUUCACGCCCCAUCCCUCCAUUCGGCGAUCACCGACGGCGCGCGGGGACAAGGAUUCCGCCCUGCCCGCCGGCCGCCUCCGCCCACCUCGGCGCGCCUCUCGGAUAGCGCGAAUCGGGUGGUCCGCCUCCUCGCUGCGGGACGUCCGCCCACCCCCGACACCCUGCGCUCGGCCCGCCUACUACUCCUGCCGGACGUGAGCCCUCCGCGACGCUGGCUCGUCUGCUGCCAUCCGGAUUGCGCCCACCGCCACGCCGACUCCGUCUCCUGCCAUUGGGUUCCGCCCCCACGACGCAAUCCUCUUUGCCCAAUCCGCGCCUCCGCGGUACCUGCUAUCCACUAUUUGGGCUUCUAGACUAGAUCUGCAAGGUUUGGAUGGACUGAGGUGAUUUUAGUUUGAGGAUGCUAAUCAGAGGGUAACCAUUGCGAUUGUUUAAGAGAUUGCACACGAUGGUGACCGUUGCAGUAUAGAAAAAUCGCUGCAUUCUGGAUUAUCAAAUGCUCGAAUUGUUGAUGAAUUCUUAUUUUAUUUUUUAUCAGCAUGGUGGCUGGGCUGCGUUAUAAUAGGUGAAGUACAAAUGGAAGUAUGGAACUAGUGUACGUUGCUGCGAAAAUUGGGAGGCAUUUGGCUUAGUUGUAUAAUCUAGGUUGUUUAGUGUGGCAUGCUAGCACAAUAAUGCAGUAAGUUUGUGUCAUGAGUAAAAUGUGUCAUUCAUGUGCAUCAAAAGAGACAACCAUGGAUGAGGUCAAUAUCGACCUAACCUGCAAUACAUCUUGCUCCAAGAUGUGUGAUCAUAGUGAGGGAUCAUCAAUUGUUACUGGUGAGACCAACUGGUUGCACAUGGACUCAAGCCCUUGCAGCACUCCUUAUGGCACCCCCAUGAUCAGCCGAGAAAAUUCUUUCUCAAGCUUUGCUAGUUGCUUUUCAAGCCUUGGUGACUCCCUAACGGACUCUGAUUUUGAAGAGGAGAUGGAGAUCCAAGAUACCGGUCAAAGUUAUCCUGAAUUCCUAUUAAAUGAUGAUCUUAUGGAGCAUGGAGAAGGGAGUUUAAUACGAGUGGAAGAAUGUCAACUCCACGAUAUUGCUAUUGUUGAUGAUGGUGCUACUGUUCCCAUUCCAGCAGAUCAAAAUAUUUCAUCUGGUCAUCCAGAGUUGGGAACAGUAGAAGACUCCACCAAGGGAAAAUUUGAUGACACUAAUAUUACUUCGUGUUUGAAUCUAUCUUCUGAGCAGCAUCAAGAUGUCCUAUCCAACAAUCAAUCUACAGAAACAAAAUUUGGUGUAUCAGUGGAAGAUUUCGAUCUUAAAAAUUCUGGUGUGAUAGAUGUUGAAGAGGUCACCAGUCUUCCUAUGCCAGGUGGUGAUAUUAUUCCAUUGAAUGAACAAGUUAUGGAUCAACUUGAUAGUAGCAUGGAAAAUACAAUAGUUUACAACAAUAUAUCAAAUACCGAACCUGACAUGAAACACGGUGAUAACUUUGAUAAUGAAAAUGAAUGCCUAUACCCACUUGUAUUGCCCAGUUUUGAUGCAGAUCCUCUCAUCUUGUCACCACCAGCACCAGAAAAUAUGGAAGAUGACUUUGAUACUGUUUCUAAUAACUCCGAUGAGAGUGAAAAUAACAGCUCUGGCUGGGCUAGGUCAAGUUUCAACAUCAACUUAGCAGAGAGAAGCAAGGAAAGCCAUGAAGACCAAUUGCAGAAAGUAAUGUCAGAAGUUAUGAAUGGGCAAUUCAAGAUCCUUGUAGGUCGUUUCUUGGCUGCUGAAGGGUUCUCUAUAUCUGGAGGUACCGAGAAGAAUUGGCUUGAUAUUGUUGCUUCAUUGUCAUGGGAUGCUGCACUACUUGUCAAGCCUGAUGCUAAUUCUGGAAAUGCAAUGGAUCCUGGUUUGUAUGUGAAGGUUAAAUGCAUACCUUCAGGAUCUUACCAGCAGAGUGAAGUGGUCAAUGGUCUUGUUUUUAAGAAGAGUGCUGCACAUAAACAGAUGCGUGCCAAUGUAAAGAAUCCAAAAUUGUUACUUCUUCAGGGUGCGCUUGGCCAUUUUUCAACAGGGCUAGCGUCAAUAAAUUCAAUGAAACAGGAAAACGAACAGCUGGAGAAAACACUAAGUGAAGUAAUAGGCAAAUGCCAGCCUGAUGUUAUAUUGGUGGAGAAAGUAGUUUCCCGUACUGUGAAUGAACAUGUUCAGAAACUAGGAGUUACAGUAGUUAGUGACAUGAAUAUGCGUCGGCUGGAAAGAAUUGCUUGUUGCACUGGCUCUCCAAUAGUAUCAUUGCAGAAUGUUCUUGCAAAACCCAGCACUAUUAAGCAGUGUGAGUCUCUCCGUUUUGAAAAGUUUGUUGAAGAGCAUAAUAUUACUGGAGAAGAUGGAAGGAAGUCAUGGAAAACGUUUUUGUUUCUAGAGGGCUUUCCAAGACCUCUGGGAUGCACAAUACUGCUGAAAGGCGCAGCAAGAGAAGAACUUAAGAAGAUUAAGCGUGUCCUUCAUUUCACUGUAUUUGCAGCUUACCAUUUGAUCCUUGAAACUUCAUUCUUUGCUGAUCAAAAAUUAUUUAUGACAGACAAACCUACCACAGGGAAAGAGAAGUGCCUUAAAGCUAAUGCACUCCUUCUUGGUCCCUGUUAUGAUAGUUCGGAAAACAGUGACACCAUGAAACAUCCAACUUGCGACGAUCAGUAUGCUAAUCAGAAAACACUCAUUCAUAGUGAAAAGCCUACACUGCUGAAUCUUCAUGAUAACAAAACUAUGACGUCUGUAGAUCCUGCUGGUGAAAAGCAUAUUGACAGGAAAGGCAUUCGGUCAUAUUCAUCAUUGCCUGUUUCAGUUCCCUCGACCAAUUUUAUGCAGGACACUCCAUCAUCAGAUUAUGCUGUGUCAAACGCAUGUCAUGGUUUUGAUGGCUCAUCAUUCAUGGAUACUUCCAAAGAGGUGCACAAGAAACAAUUAUCUGGCGAAAAAUUUCAAGAAACUUCUAAUGGAAUUUGUGCUGAGAGUGGAGCUUCUUUGAAUACUCAGGACAUCUUGAUUUCAAUGUCUAGCCAGCAUAUCAGGAACCAAGCUGUUUGCGAACAGAGCCACCUUUCCCGGAUAACUUAUUAUGGGUAUUUCGAUACAUCUCUAGGACGAUAUUUGCAAGAUACUUUACUUAAUGAGAAACACAGUUGCUUAUCGUGCGGUGAGUCUCCAGAAGCUCAUAUGUACUCUUAUACUCACCAUAAUGGCACUCUCACUGUUCUUGUGAAAAGACUUCCCUUGGAGUCAUCACUUUCUGGUGAGGCUCAAGGAAGAAUUUGGAUGUGGACUAGAUGCUUGAGAUGCAAUGCUAAGCCGACCAAUAGGGUUAUAAUAUCUUCCUCUGCACGUAAUCUAUCGUUUGGGAAGUUCUUGGAACUCAGCUUCUCAACUCAUUCUGCUGCCAAGAAGCUAUCAACAUGUGGGCACUUGCUGCAUAGAGACUGCCUACGUUUCUUUGGAUUUGGAUCCAGAGUCGCUAUGUUCAUAUACUCAUCUGUUGAAAUAUAUUCUGUUUGUAAACCUCCGUUGGCUUUGGAGUUCAAUAACAGAAACAAAAAGGAUUGGCUUGGUGUUGAAGUGAAUAAUGUUCAUCUUAAAUGGAAACAACUCUUCUCAGAAAUUGAAAAUGGAAUACAAGACUUAAGAUCAAGAUACACUACUCAAGCCAUGGGGGAAGGCACCAACAUUUCAGUAUAUGAGGUAAUACUUUUGGAGGUGACUAGGAUGCUUACACAGGAAAAAAAUGAAGUUGAGGUUUCUCUGAAGGCGUUUAACCAAGUUGCGAUACCUGAGAGUUUUGCUCAUGAGAUCCUUGGUUUGAACUGGCUGUACCAGCAACUUCUUCUUGGGUUCUAUAUUUGGGAUCUUCGAUUGCUUCAUAUUCUCCAGUACACUAAAGUUAAUACUAUAUCUUCAGACAAUUCUAUUCACGAACUGGCAGUAAAGAGUGAGAUGAAGAAUUCUGGAAGUAUUGCUAUCCAAGACACACCAUUAAUGAAGAACAUUGGAAUAGAAAGAAAUGAAGCAACUAUAAGUUCUUCUAGCAGCUUUGAUGAUCCAUGUAGCAAUAACAUUUUGGAUAAGGCUCAGCUUAUUGAUAAACUAAUAAUCAAAGAGCAUGAGUUGCCCGUUUAUCAAGAUCAUGAUGUCAGAUCAUCUCUUUCUUCUCCAAGCGAAGCUACUGAAAAUGGUUCACAUCAGUUUGAGGCAACUGUGGAGAUUGCUAAUGAGUUUUGUUCAGAGAAAUCACCAUAUAUGAAUCAUGAACAGCCUGCAGCAUCCAAAGUAAAUGAAAUAUAUCGUGUUGUCAUACCGAGUGAUGAUGCAGGAAAAUGGGUCUGGAAUCGAUUUAGUCACUUGGAACUGGAAUAUAAGAAAGAACUUCAAGGUGGUUCUUUGUAUAAAUUUCAGCUCAUCAACAAAUACACCCCAUGUACUUCAUCAUUGACACAAUUAAAACGGCAGAUGGACUUGGGGCAUUUUAUAGUUGGCCAUGGUGGUAAUAUCUUGUCGAUUGCCGAGGAAGAGGUUUCCAGCAUUAUUGCUGUUGCAUUAACUAUAUCUGAACAACAAGGGUUCUCUUCUGAAGCUGCAUCUAGCAACUUGGAUAGAAAUGCUUCUAUGUUAUCAUCCAUUCUUGCAUCAACAGUAUCACCUAAGGAAUCAACAUCUGGGUUUUAUGAUUCAUUUCUGUCAGCUUUAAAAGAUCUGCAUCCUGAAAUUGAUCUGAACAAUGAAAAAAUAGCUCUUAGAAGCAAAUAUACUGUUAUUUGUAUAUAUGCAAAGCAAUUCCAUGAUCUUCGGAAGAUAUGCUGUCCAUCAGAACUUGCAUAUAUUUCAUCGAUAAGCCGCUGCAAACAUUGGGAUGCACAGGGUGGAAAGAGUAAAGUUUUCUUUGCGAAAUCAAUGGAUGACAGAUUUAUCAUAAAACAAAUCAAGAAGACUGAGUUUGAUUCAUUCUUAAAGUUCGGUCUCGAUUACUUCAAACAUUUUGGUGUAUCUGAAGUCUCAAAUAACCCUACAUGUCUCGCAAAAAUUCUGGGAAUAUAUCAGGUUAAGGAAACAAGGAACGACAAGGAGACAAGGGCUAAUUUCAUGGUUAUGGAAAAUCUUUUGUUUGGGCAUAAUAUACUACGGAGAUAUGAUCUGAAGGGUGCUCUUUUCUCACGAUAUAUUUCUGAUUCAAAAAAUCCUGAAAUGGUGCUGUUGGAUCAGAAUUUUAUUGAAGAUAUGCGUACCAUGCCAAUCUACAUUGAGGGAAAAACCAAAAACCUCAUGGAACGUGCUAUUUGGAAUGACACAGCUUUUCUAAGUAACAUGAAUGUCAUGGAUUACUCCUUGUUUGUUGGAGUUGACAAACAGAAGAAAGAGCUUGUGUUUGGAAUUAUAGAUUAUUUGAGACAAUAUACUUGGGACAAACAGUUGGAAUCUUGGGUGAAGACAUCUCUUUUUGUUCCGAAGAAUCUAUCGCCAACUGUAAUUUCACCUAGGGAGUACAAAAUCAGAUUCAGAGCAUUUAUGUCACAAUACUUUCUAUCAGUUCCAGAUGCUUGAAUCUUGGGGCCUUGUCAUUUCCUGGCAUCGGUAGUUGCCUGAACUUGUCAUGAGUUAGGAUCAAUCCAUCUACUUCAUUUUUGUGGCAUGUGUAUAUCUAUCCUUGUCUAUUUUGCUUCUCAGCAGUUGUACAUCCUAGCAUUUAGGACACCAGGGAAGUGCAAAUUUUAAGCCAAUGAAUGGUGACACAUAAAUAACCUAGAUAGUGUUCUUUAUUGAUGAUAGUUAGGGUCGAGAUUGAGGAUAUAGGGGUAGACGAGCAUUUAAUGCACUGCAGUUGUGUUUAUUGGAAUAUAUAUUGCUGGAAUUGCAAGUCAUAUUCUCAUCUUUUGUGGAUUCAGCUUUCUGUAUUAUUUUAAUAAAAUGAGUGGUAAGGUUUGUGGGUUGAGCACUACCCUUGCCAUGACAGGCACAAAUACAGUGACACCAUUUGGUCAAUAUAUGUCUAUUGUAAUGUGUUCUAUCCUGGAACAUCAUGAAUUGUAAAUGUGUGUGGGGUGGGUGGGGGGAGUCUUGCAUCUUAGGCAAGAAAGGUGAAGAAACCAUUUUUUUAGGGAAUUAAUUGUGAUUACAGACUGGUGUGCAUGUAAAGAUGAACUAUGCAUAAACUGGUUGUUGCGUUGCUACUUGAAAGUAGGCCUGUGCAUGGGUGGGUUAAGAUGGAUCUAGUUGAAAGAUUUGAACUGAGUUCUUAUACUCUAGUUCUGUUUUGCGGUCCUGUUCUGUCUGGUUUAUACAAAAAUAUUAUGGUAGAUUGGGCAUGCUUUCUCUUCACGGAUUAUUGAAGAGCAAAUUUGUUCAAAUUUUCCUUUUCUGUAUGUGCCAUAUGAAGCAGUUGGCAACUUGGCAUGUACGGUGAAGUUUCAAGCCAUCAAGUCUCUUGAAGUCUUCAAUAACAUCCAGGUAGCUUCCAACUUCCAAGCAUCCUGAAUUAUGCUUCUUGGCCCUUCGACUACGGUGAUGUUGUUAUGUCAACUAUCUGCAAGAAUCUUAGGGGUUCUAUUAUGGUAUAUACUCUUCAAGAAAGGGGAAAAAACAUAAGAAAACACAGAAGAAAUGAACAGAAGACCCCAUCCUGUGUUUUGCUUACAAAAAAGACCCACCUGGCAGAGCAAACGGGCGCGCCACGCAAGAUGCACAUAAUGGUCAACACCAGAGCCCACUUGUCAGCUUGCAAGAGGAAGGAGCACCUAGGGGAGGUCCACCAGGGGUCGGCCGAACCCCUAGUUCGGACGAACCUGGACGGCCUCCCGUACAGGUGCACUUUGGGGUGGAGUGGCGCCUACUCAACCUCAUCCCAAGGAGAUAAGGUUUCCAUACAAUGGAUCACGUGGAGUAGCCCCUACUCUACCUCCACCACUAUAUAAUGGGACCUCGUCUCUCCCUCUCAUACACACACACACACACCAUUUUCUCAUGUGAAGGAGAAGAGUAGAGAGACUCCUCCACUUGUAAUUCUAGUUUAGGGAGUGUGUGAGGAAAGAGUAUGGAUAAGGGUCGGAUCUGUCGGCUUCUCUUUUCGGCUUUGUACCUCGACGGAUACGGUACGUUUGGAGUGCACAUUCGGGUUCCUCUAUUGGUGAGUUCAGUUAAGUUAUUCUUUCAUUUUUUAUUCGUUUGCGGGAUCAUCAUCCAUUCUAGUAGCGGAUACUCUAGACGAGGGCUCCUGAUAAAGACAGAAUAACCCUGCACAACUCUAGAGAAGUAGUAGACGGCAUGUCUGCUAACACCUUCACAGCGAUGAGUUUACAACGGAUUUUAUGUCAAGCCUUGGAGAUGUUGGGUUAUCAUUGGUUGAGUUUGGGACACUACUCACUAGGAAGGGCCUGUACUUGUUUCGAUCUACCCCAGGCCCGCCUCUUGCCAUGGAACCAAUGUUCAUCAUCUACGGCAAAGUACUUUCUCGUAGAUGUGAAGCAAAUGGCAGCGCACUUAUCUGCUAUUUAAUUUUUUAUUGACAAAAACUUGAGGUACAAGAUUGGUGAUGUUAACUAUGUUUAGUACCUCGUGCAGGCAAAUAAUAUUGGUUAGAUGAUGUAAUGUAGGCAUGCAAUGUGACAUUUGCAUCCUGGAUAUCUUGGAACAAUUAUAUUGUAAUAUGUAUCUACUUAAUUGA